Messenger RNA from Xiphophorus maculatus (southern platyfish), 2541 nucleotides. It is a transcript of the gene tmem268, whose product is annotated as transmembrane protein 268. The record is from RefSeq and is a predicted model, not a curated record. The transcript is spliced from 9 exons. Lineage: Eukaryota; Metazoa; Chordata; Actinopteri; Cyprinodontiformes; Poeciliidae. The coding region runs from base 344 to 1402 and encodes 352 amino acids.
AAAAACAAUUAUUUUGAAUCCAGACGUCAUUUUUAGACCGUAGAGGAGUUCAGCUCGGUUUUCUUCUUGCUCCUCCUGCAGACAUGAGGAUCACAAACCGCAUUCCUGCAGUCAUGAGGCGCAGCUGAUCUGAGUCACAAGCCAGAGAGCGAAAGAGAGGAACAAGCUGAACACGUUCAGACACGAAAAGAAAGAAAAGUCAAAGUCUGAACUGGCAACCAGCUGCUUUCAAGGAACCAGUUUAAAAGGCUCUUCACUUCUCAGGAAGAAUGACGACGCGGAGACUCAUCGACCAGAAGAUGGACUUUCAUCUGAGCCACAGGACCUUGUGACCUUUGACCUAAUGGAGGACAGGAAUGGGGAUUGCCAGGCGUCGGAGGAGACUGCUGUGGACUUUGAAACCAGACGAACCCAAACGGACCAACAGACCAACAACAACAGAUCCAAAUGGACAAACGGUCAGUGUAUCGCGGCGAUCCCGACCAGUUCAACGCUGAACCCCAGAUUUGAUCUGGAUCUCUGUCGAUCCAAACUGGAGCAGGAAGGAUUUGAAAUUCCUGUGACAGACAUGGAAGAUCCACUGAAAACAGCUCUGGAUGUCCCUUCAAUCAGAAGAUACAUGGUUUUCAACUCGGGCCUUUUCCACUUUGUUCUAGCGCCGGUGCUUUAUGUGGUGCUGUGGUGUGGGGUUUUCUCAACCCUCCACCUGUACAUCACCGUUACCGACUACUGGGUCCUCAUUCUCUCCGUCAGCCUGGUCUCCAUCCUCCUCACCACCGCCAUCAUCUACAUUCUUCAUCACAGUAACAAAAAUAUCAAUAUCAACAUCGACGUUCGGCUGAUCCAGGUGAAUGAGAGAAUGAUGAAACAUAAGCUGAUGGUGGGCGUUGCCGACUGGAUCCAGAACUGCACCGGACACAUGCAGCUGUACUUCGUGUACUGGGACAUGUCUUACUGCUGGAGGACGCUGUGUGAAACUUUAGAGGAGCGCAGCUUUGUGACAAAUGAAAACCAGAAAACCAUGAAGAGCAGAAUGUCACAUCUAGUCUUGGUGACGGAGCUCCCUCCCAUCAACCCCGAGGCCGGCGGUUCAGAUGUCGAGCAAGACUCUGAUGAAAACAGACCUCUGCUGAGAAAUGAGGACACGGGGUGCAGUACACCGUCCAGCCAGCGGGGGGACUCAAAGGUCACCUCUAACUACAGCCUUGUUCCUGAAACUUCACUACCUGCUCAGGCUAAAGCCUACCAACUUCUGAUGACCUACGGUGCAGUGUAUGUGAAGCUGCUAAUGUCUGAGAGGCUGUCGGGGCCGUCCCGUCACCGCCUGCGGCCCCUGAGGAGCCACUGCACCAGGGCUCCGGUCUGCCUCUGCCAGUACAUUAAAACCAAAGUCCUUCAAUAAAAAAGAAAACUGAAAACUGAAGGCAAACAGACAAACGAACAGGAUUUAUCCUUCUGGAGCCAAUGUGGAUUUAAGUUACGUUGAUCCGCUGAUGGACUCGUUGGGACCGUAACACUCUAUAUUUUGUUGUUGUUGGUUUUUCUCUUCAUCCUGUGAGGCAGCUUGUUUUAUUUUUACUUGCCUAGCUUCUGAUUUUCUGCCAGCUCUGUGUUUGCACCACCUGGGUGUUAAUUUGUUCGCAUUCAGCCAAAUGCUGUCAACAUUCAGCCCAACUGCUGGCAAACAGCAUUUAUAAUGGUUUAUACAUGACAAUCACCACCAUAUUUACUAUCUAGAGUUGUUUAAAUUAUUUAUACAAAUGAUAAUUACGCUGUAGAGCUGUUUGAUGUAUAUAUAGUAUAAUAUAGUGAGCCACGAAGAAAGCUUUUCUGUGCUGUGAACUAUAAGGACCUUUAGUUGAAAAGGAAUGGAUGGAUACAAUGUUAAUCACAUUGAUUCACACGUUAACUCUUGAUCAAAUGGAGAAAAGAAAGUACACCCACUUUCAGUUUGAGCUUUUAUGCAUCAGGACAUAAUAAAUAUUAUCUGGUUUUUAGUAUUUAGAAUAUUUUUGGUACAAUGUGCCCUGGAAUGUAACAAAAUAUUUUUUUCUAAAAUACUCAAAAAGAAAAUGCAGCUUUUUGAAUCAUGAUCUCUAUUCUCCAUCUUAAAGUUGCAGUACUUAUUUUUUUUUUAUAAAACAUAUCUUUUACAUAUUUGCUAAAAUCUGUCACCAUAUUGUGAAAGUGUAAUAUGAGACAGAAAAUCUUUGAAAAGCCCAGACACCUCCACCUCUUCUCUGAGCUGUGAUUGAAGAAAUGCACCACUCCCAGCCAAAAAGAGCCAAUCAGAGCCAGGAGGCGGGUCUUAGCGCUGCCAAUCAUCUUCAUGUACGCUGUUAAACGUGUUAAUGAUGAAGAAACAACAGGAAAACCAUUAAUCUGCUGUAAUUGGUGGCCAUGCUAACUAGAUUUAGCAUUCAUGACAUAUUACACUAUGCUAUAAGGAUGAGCAGGUGCAGGCAAGGGUGAUUGACAGCACUAAGACCAGCCUCCUGGCUCUGAUUGGUUGAUUCUAGUUUGCACUGGGAGAAGGCAAAG